This is a messenger RNA of Olea europaea var. sylvestris, 2417 nucleotides long. RefSeq names its product peptidyl-prolyl cis-trans isomerase CYP65-like. The transcript has 11 exons. NCBI's taxonomy places the organism in Eukaryota, Viridiplantae, Streptophyta, Magnoliopsida, Lamiales, Oleaceae. Gene Ontology annotation, biological process: protein polyubiquitination; protein peptidyl-prolyl isomerization. Gene Ontology annotation, molecular function: peptidyl-prolyl cis-trans isomerase activity; ubiquitin-ubiquitin ligase activity. Bases 250 to 2046 code for a protein of 598 amino acids. Gene Ontology annotation, cellular component: catalytic step 2 spliceosome. The record is from RefSeq and is a predicted model, not a curated record.
UGAAGCGUUAAAUGAAACCGGACCGCACGUCAAAAGCGGGUUCUUGACGGGUCACGAAUAUAAGCCACAAGGCAAAGCAGCGACGGGAACAAAAGAAGUCGGCGGCGAUGUCUGCAACUCUUCUUGAAAAGUGAAAGCUGAAUCAGAUUCUUCUCACCAAAACCUUUAUCGAAAGUUGUACUCUAUCAACUUGCAGGUCGUGGAAGAGGAGAAAGGUUCCAGAAAUUUAAUCCGAAGUGCUCCACAGCCAUGGGGAAGAAACAGCACAGCAAAGAUCGAAUGUUCAUAACGAAGACAGAGUGGGCCACCGAGUGGGGCGGCGCAAAAUCUAAAGAAACCGGGACCUCCUUCAAACGCCUCCCCUUUUAUUGCUGCGCUCUAGCUUUUACGCCAUUCGAAGACCCUGUUUGCACAGCUGAUGGCACCGUUUUCGAUAUUAUGAAUAUAAUUCCAUACAUUAGGAAAUUUGGGAAGCAUCCGGCUACUGGAGCUCCGCUUAAGCAGGAGGACUUGAUACCGCUUACUUUUCACAAGAAUCCCGAAGGAGAGUAUCAUUGCCCUGUGCUGGACAAGGUUUUCACAGAAUUUACACAUAUAGUUGCUGUGAAAACUACAGGAAAUGUGUUCUGUUAUGAGGCAAUCAAAGAAUUGAACCUCAAAACUAAGAACUGGAAGGAGCUUCUCACUGAUGAACCAUUCACCAGGGAAGACAUUAUAACCAUUCAGAAUCCCAAUGCACUUGAUAGCAAGGUUCUCUUGGAUUUUGAUCAUGUCAAAAAAAAUUUAAAAGUUGAUGAUGAAGAACUAAAGAAAAUGGAGUCUGAUCACACUUAUAACAUAAAUGUUAGUGGGGAUAUUAAGCAAAUGCUUAAGGAGCUUGGCACUGAAAGAGGAAAGGAGAUUGCAUUACAUGGUGGAGGUGGAAACAAGGCUCAAAAUGAAAGAGCUGUUGCUCUUGCUGCCAUUUUGGCUGCAAGAUCACGUAUUAAGGAGGACACAGAAUCAAAGAGUGGCGAGAAGCCCAAGCAGGCAUUCAGUAUAGUAGAUGCUGCCUCUGCUGCAGUUCAUGGAAGAAGUGCCAAUUCUGCGAAGUCUGAUUCUAAUGAUAAAACGGCUGCACGAAUAGCCAUGCGCAUUGCUGGUGAGAGGACAGCUGUAAAUGCAAAGCUGGUUAAAAGUCGUUUCACAACUGGUGCCGCUUCAAGAUCUUUUACUUCUACAUCCUUCGACCCGGUCACGAAAAAUGAGUUUGAAUACAUAAAUGUUGAGAAAAAUCCUAAGAAGAAAGGCUAUAUUCGGCUGCAGACGACCCAUGGUGAUCUGAACAUUGAACUACAUUGUGAUAUUACUCCGAGGACAUGUGAAAACUUUAUCACUCUUUGUGAACGUGGUUAUUAUAAUGGAGUUGCUUUUCAUAGAAACAUAAGGAACUUCAUGCUUCAAGGCGACGAUCCAACUGGGACUGGGAAAGGAGGCGAGUCCAUAUGGGGGAAGCCCUUCAAAGAUGAAUUGAACUCUAAGUUACUUCAUUCUGGAAGGGGCGUUGUUAGCAUGGCAAACUCUGGUCCCCACACCAACGGCUCUCAAUUCUUUGUACUGUACAAAUCCGCAAAUCAUUUAAACUUCAAGCACACAGUUUUUGGUAUGGUUGUUGGAGGUUUGACAACACUUUCAGCAUUGGAAAAAGUCCCUGUUGAUGAUGAUGAUCGACCUUUGGAAGAGAUUAAGAUUGUCAAUGUAGAUGUCUAUGUCAAUCCGUACACAGAACCAGAUGAAGAGGAGGAGAAAGAGAAGGAGAAGGCCAGUAACGAGAAGAAUGCUGAGGAUGAAGAAAAUGAUAAGAUCGGUUCAUGGUACAGCAAUCCUGUUACAGGAACAACAGGGACUCCCGCUAUGGGUGAUGGCGUCGGAAAAUAUUUGAAAACAAGGAUUGGGCAGGUAUCAUCUAGCCCCAGUCUAGACAGUGAUAUGCCGGCAGGUCCUAUAGUAAAGAAAAGAAAGUUAGGCAUGCCAACUGGAGAACUCAAAGAUUUUUCUGCUUGGUAAGAUUUUCAAGUAUCCCAUAUCACUUGCUUAGAGUUUACUGUGACUGGUUUAGCCAAAGAGCGAGUGAUAUUAGAGGUUAGACCAUGAAAUUUUAGGCUAUACACGUAUUGGAUUUUACAGCGGGAAACCAACACGAGUUGCCUGUAGUUUCUUCGAUCUAUAAAAUUUUGUACAAUUUGGUCGCACCAGGAUUUUACAGUUGGCUUUGCAGUGUAAAUUAACUUCUAUUUCUUUUAAUUUUAGAGGUGUAUUUUUUUUUUCUUCACCACCCCUCUCCAUUAGAUGUUUUUAUUAUCAAUGUAAAUUAUUCUCUCUAGUAGUAAGAGUGAAUCCUUAUCGGUUAAUUGAGAUGGAUUCAAGUUGCAUUGCCA